CCCACCACAUCCUCUGAAAAUAAAAGAAACUUUUCUCCGUUGGUGUUUCUUCUUAUUCUCUGUUCCUUCAUUGUUCUCUGUCUCCAUGAAUUUCAGAAAACAACUGAUCAGUACAGCGUUUUUUUCAAUUCCAUGGACACUGAACUUGAAGAAAAACCCAAAAAUCAAAGAGACCCACUUCAAGAGCUACACCCCAUUAUUCCUUUUAGCCUCACUUUCUGUCUUGUCAAUUUUUCUCUUCUGUUGUUUCUCACCCAAAAACAAUGAUGUUCAUCGUCAAACACCAAAACCAACUAUAUUAUUAGUCCCCACGUGCAGGUCACGUGUGUCUCUAUAUGUUUACGACUUGCCGGAGGAGUUCAACGUCGGACUUCUCAAAGACUGCCGCCACUUGAAUGUCUACACCGAUAUGUGUCCCCACGUCGCAAAUUCCGGCCUCGGACAGCCUCUUCAAGACAUGGAUGACGGCUCCACCACCGGAAGUUGGUUCGCCACUAACCAGUUCAUGGCCGAGAUGUUAUUCCACGCACGUGCGCUAAACCACCCGUGUCGCACGCGUGAUCCUGCACGAGCCAAUUUGUUCUACGUUCCAUUCUACGGUGGACUCCACAUGUCGAGCAAGGUGCGCGAGCCCAAUCACGCGUUACGAGACGACUUAGCCGUUCGAUUAGUUGACUAUCUUCAAUCACAAACGUGGUGGCACAGGAAUCACGGAAGGGAUCAUUUUAUUACUCUAGGACGUACCGCGUGGGAUUUCAGGAGAGGGGAAGGUGGGCCUGACUUUGGAGCGAAUUCUCUUAUAAACCUGCCAACUGUCCAAAACAUGUCGGUGCUAACCGUCGAAAGGCAGCCGUGGCAAGGCCACAACCAAUACGGCAUCCCCUACCCCUCCUACUUCCACCCAAUGACUUCACUCGCCGUUCUGACGUGGCAAGAAAAGGUGGGCCACUCGCAUCGGCCCCACUUGUUUUCCUUCAUCGGGGGCCCACGUAAGGGUGUGGAGAAAGCAGCGGCUAUAAGAGACGAAUUAAUCAAUCAGUGCAGCCAGUCGAGGAAAUGCAAGCUAUUGAAAUGUGAUAACGAAGGAAGAAACGACUGUCACGAUCCGAAACGAGUGCUUGACAUAAUGGUGGAGUCGGAGUUCUGUCUACAGGCGCCGGGGGACUCGUUCACCAGGAGGUCGACGUUCGACGCGGUGCUGGCGGGGUGUGUGCCGGUGUUUUUUUCGCCGCACACGGCGUACACGCAGUACAAGUGGUAUUUUCCGGAGGAGUAUGGGGAGUAUUCGGUGUUUAUAGAUGUAGAGAAGGGGAAUGUGAGUGUGGAGGUGGAGCUAAUGAAGAUUGGGAAGGAGAGAGUGGAGGAGAUGAGGAAGAGAGUGAUUGAUUUGAUUCCCAGAGUGAGUUAUUUGCAUUCCAAUGCGAGUGAUGUUGGAUUUGAAGAUGCAGUUGAUGUUGCACUUGAGGGAUUGUCUAACGCAACUGCACUCUUAAGUUAAGCCAUAGUUAUCUCCAUUUAUUGUGGAGCGUUGGAUAUUAAAUUGGUUCCACUUGUGUAUUUAUAAUCGAUGGUUAUUUCGAAUGUCACAUAAAUUCGGGAUAACGAGGGUCAUAUUUUGAAAAUCUAUAGCAUCGAAAAAAGAUAAGUCAAAGAAAAUGGAAGUAGAGACAACGAAACAUAUUUGUGACCUAUGUGAAAGGCAAUCGGUUUAAUCAUAAAGAUUCGCGAAGUUUAGCUUGAAUGUCAAACUUGAGCAUAUAUUUUGAUAUUGUCUAUU
Molecule: messenger RNA, 1777 nt
Organism: Tripterygium wilfordii
Lineage: Eukaryota; Viridiplantae; Streptophyta; Magnoliopsida; Celastrales; Celastraceae
Product: probable xyloglucan galactosyltransferase GT17
Exons: 1
Coding region: 86-1498 (470 amino acids)
Molecular function (GO): glycosyltransferase activity
Source: RefSeq, a predicted model, not a curated record